AUGACCAUGGGGACAGUUGUCGGUGAGAUGCUUGCAUCGGCUGUCCUGAAGGUGGUCAUGGGGAAGCUUGGUGCGGUUAUUGGGCCUGAGGUCAGCUUGCUGUGGAAGUUCAAGGAUGACUUCGAGUCGAUCAGAAGCACACUGUUGACACUCCAAGCUGUGUUGGAUGACGCUGAGAAGCGGUCUUCACGAGAGGAACGUGUGCACCUCUGGCUCAAGAGGCUUAAGUUUGCUGCUUAUGACAUUCAUGACAUUUUAGAGGAAAUGGAAUCCAAGAACGACAUUGGCUGUGGUUCACUUAAGAAGGUCGGAUGUGUCAAGCAUAUAGAACAGGAGAAUGGUAUAUGCCAAAAUGUUUCAAUUGACAAGGUCGGACGUAUGAGCUCUAUCAAUGUUAUAGUUGUGCCUCCACGGAUCCAAAUUGACCCAAUGAGUCAGAAUUCAGCAGGUGAUGCCAGGAAGAUGGUUCGGUUAAGGAAUCUCCAGCUGAAGUCACCACGCCUAAGGAUCAAAAGGCUUGCCAAAGUGACACAGCUGAAGAGCAGCAGGCGCAAGCGGCGUGGCGUAAAUUACAUUUCCGCAGCCAGAAAAGCAAGAACUGGGAACGUGGCUUCAAGUAGCAGCCAGCGAACGUGGAAUUGCGGCAAUAUCGCGGGUGAGGUAGAUAUUGGAGAUUUUAUCAACUUCCUUCGGGAGAAGUUCGGGUGUCAAGGAACGUCAAUGAACCAUCAGCGGCACAUGACGGUGACGGGAGGCUUUUCACGGAUGAACCUAUUCUGA
Miscanthus lutarioriparius is the source of this 780-nucleotide messenger RNA. The record is from the annotation of a GenBank genome assembly. NCBI's taxonomy places the organism in Eukaryota, Viridiplantae, Streptophyta, Magnoliopsida, Poales, Poaceae.